AAGUUCCCUUGCCCUAGGGGUAAUUAGUGUCCUUGGAGUUAAAUAAGCUAAUACUUAGACACCUCUGGCACAAGCAAUUAUGUUUGUGUAUUGAAUAAUUGAUUCAAAGAGGGGGGAAGGGCUGCUAAUCAGAUCUGAGCAUAAUGAAUUGAUUUAAUUAACAGGGGAAUCCUUGGGUCGCUGCGAAGAAGAGUGCGCGGCGCAUUUAUUGCGCAGAGCAGAGCAGAGCGGGGCGCGCACAGACGCGGACAAGAGAGAGGCAAAGCUCGGCACUUUGUCACAUUUGCAAUUGGAUUUGUUUGAAUGUAGUUGUCGUCUCGGAGCAAAUGAGAGCGAGAGGGGACGCGCGUUAACAUCCGGGAGAAAGAGCGAUCGUGUGCGCGUUUGAUCCGCCUCCAGUGCGCACCGCCGCGGCACAUUUAGUCCAGAUUUACACCGCCUUCUUUUUUAUUUCGCAUGGAAGUCGUUCAAAGCGGCUCCGGGCUCAUUUAUUCAAGUGCGGAGACCACGCCAGUCAGCAGAGUCCGCGCAGCGAUCCUAAUUGCCGUUCUUGUUUAGACCGUCAAGGCUUUUCGUCGUGCACAAGAACGACGUUCCCGCCGAGAAGCUCCUAGCGGACCGAGCCGCGCAGCCUGCUGGAGCCCAGGACGGAUCGGCCGGGGAAGGACUCCAGCUCGUUCCUCAGGACCAUGGUGCUGGACAAGGAGGAGGGUGUGCCGAUGCUCUCCGUCCAGCCCAAAGGGAAACAGAAGGGGUGUGCUGGCUGCAAUCGCAAGAUUAAAGACCGCUACCUGCUCAAGGCCCUGGACAAAUACUGGCAUGAGGACUGUCUCAAAUGUGCCUGCUGUGACUGCCGCCUUGGGGAGGUGGGCUCCACCCUUUACACGAAAGCCAACCUCAUCCUUUGUCGCAGGGACUACCUAAGGCUCUUUGGUACUACGGGAAACUGUGCAGCCUGCAGUAAACUGAUCCCAGCCUUUGAGAUGGUGAUGAGAGCCAGAGAUAAUGUUUACCAUUUGGACUGUUUUGCCUGUCAGCUUUGUAACCAGAGGUUUUGCGUGGGUGACAAGUUUUUCCUUAAAAACAACAUGAUUUUGUGUCAAAUGGACUAUGAGGAGGGUCAGCUGAACGGGAGCUUCGAGACCCAAGUCCAAUAGUGGGAAGUUUGUGUGGUGGCAGCACCAAUCAGCUCCACACGUUACACACACCUUCUGCUGCACUUGGAAAAAGACAAGCGUCUGUCUGCUUGCCUGCAAUACUUUUUAAGACCCCUUUAUUUGUUCGUAAGGACUUUGUUGUAAAUGUUCAACUUUUUGCCCCUCUCUCACCCCAACACUGAGCAGUUACAAACGUUGAUGUACAGUUGUGCCUGCUUAGCUGAGCACUAUAUCGCUUGUAUGUUUUGUGACAUUGGUUUCGGGUUUUGUUCUGUUUUCUUUUAGAAAAAGGUUCAUUGGAGGGUAUGUACAGUCUGUUUUCUCUGUAUAUAUAAACUGGAACAUUUAUUUUAUGAAAUGUAAUGCAAUUUUAUUACUAGUGUGAAUUAAAGAUUCUUAAAUGUUCAUAUAGUGAGGUUUUUUUUUUCAAAACCAAAGUUGUUGGAGAGGGAGCCCAUCAUUUGAUUGAAAUGUAAUCAUGUCUCCAAAACAGCAAUGCUGUCCAAGGCCUUGCGAGAGAAAAUAUAUUUGAAGUACUUCUUGGAAUCACCAUGCAACAAAACAUGUUUUGUUAAACUUUACUAAGCUCUGUCAGAAUUAGAUAAACUGUUGAAAAUAAACUAAUAUUUUAUUUGGAAUA
Messenger RNA from Entelurus aequoreus (snake pipefish), 1797 nucleotides. RefSeq names its product LIM domain only 1 (gene lmo1). Gene Ontology annotation, cellular component: nucleus. Gene Ontology annotation, biological process: positive regulation of transcription by RNA polymerase II. Gene Ontology annotation, molecular function: DNA-binding transcription factor binding; transcription coactivator activity. The coding region runs from base 690 to 1157 and encodes 155 amino acids. NCBI's taxonomy places the organism in Eukaryota, Metazoa, Chordata, Actinopteri, Syngnathiformes, Syngnathidae. The record is from RefSeq and is a predicted model, not a curated record. The transcript is spliced from 4 exons.